Molecule: messenger RNA, 1057 nt
Organism: Rhipicephalus microplus (southern cattle tick)
Lineage: Eukaryota; Metazoa; Arthropoda; Arachnida; Ixodida; Ixodidae
Source: RefSeq, a predicted model, not a curated record
AGGCAUGACGAGUGCGCUACAGUUCGUUCAAACGAAAAAGAUCAAGCAUUUUGGCAUUCUGAAGAUCUAUGGAACCGACGCUGACCUCCAAAGCUAUGGCCCAGCUCUGUUGAAGAAGACAACGGCGAAAUUAAGAUCUGUCAUUCCAGCUUCGGAAUAUGGGAAAUCGUCACACAUUAUUUUUGGCUUCGGAUACUACAGCUACGACUUCAAGGACUCUUACAACACUCUGAAGGCGACGGUGACAAAACUGACUUCGGAUGACGUGACCGUGGUAGUUAUUAUUACGUGCGUGUUGACGGUGCGCAGCCUGUCAACCUGCAAGGCAAUGCCUGCAAGUGCCUGGGAUCCAAAAAACAAUAUGAUGUCAUCGAUGAAGAAUACGAUCCCCAUGAAGACUACAUCGUUCGCUACCAACGCAAAAAUAGUUGCUUUCGCAUUCCAGAUGGGCGUGUUGAAUUACCAUAUGCCCGUAAGGUUUAUGAAGCCGGAGUACGCGGCGUAUCAACGUUGUACCCGUUUUGCCAUAGGCAGCAUGCCAGAGUCAUGCGAAGGCAGUACCACGAAACUACAAAGUGAGAAGGUAAUGGCUGGCAUUAAUACAGCUGUCAACAGAACUUUUUUCAUUACCUUUGAUUCGCUGGACACAAUGAAGGAAAAGGCUGAUUUAGUUAUGAGUAGCAAGGACAGAAAACACAAAUUCACUUGGUUUCUCUUCAAUGUGCACUUGACGGACGUCACCAAUGUUUGCUUCACACCAAAGCCAGGAGUAGCUCCCAGUACGGAGAUGCAACGCUUGAAAAAAUUCAGAGAGUUCUACUACGCAGAGAGCCAGAAGUACAUAUCUGGAUGAACAAGCGAAACGGUGGCCACCGAUUAUUUGCGUGAAACAUGCAGCCCGAGUUGUUUGUUUUUUCUUUUUUCAUGGGGAGGGGGGGGUCGCAUGAAUCUAUUCUCAUUCUCACAAAGAGAAUCAUACAAUGGCGUUGUACGCGGGUCUCUGAGAUAGUUUGGUUACGUUAAUUAAAAUAGUUGCCACACAGCCUAAGCAGCUGUU